Molecule: messenger RNA, 1738 nt
Organism: Xyrauchen texanus (razorback sucker)
Lineage: Eukaryota; Metazoa; Chordata; Actinopteri; Cypriniformes; Catostomidae
Gene: sdr39u1
Product: short chain dehydrogenase/reductase family 39U, member 1
Exons: 6
Coding region: 82-990 (302 amino acids)
Source: RefSeq, a predicted model, not a curated record
UUGGUUUAACCUUCGUCGUGGCAGUGGACAGAAAUAUUUCUGCAAGGCGGCAAGACAAACAGACUCUGCGUUAGAAACAUAAUGAGACUUGUAAUAGGCGGUGGCUCAGGGUUUGUGGGUCGGGAACUGACCCGUUUGUUGAAAAGCAAAGGUCAUGAAAUCACAAUUAUUUCCAGGCAAUCUGGUCCAGGAAGAAUAACAUGGACUGAUCUAGAGUCAGGAGGUCUCCCUCCAUGUGAUGGUGCUGUGAAUCUAGCAGGGGAGAAUAUUAUGAACCCCUUGCGAUGGUGGAAUGAAAGUUACAAGAAGGAUCUUUUCUCCAGCCGUGUAGACACUACUAGAAUGCUUGCCAAAGCUAUUGCUGCCUCACCUACUCCACCACAUUCAUGGGUUCUUGUCACAGGAGUAGCGUGCUAUAAACCUUGUCUUCAAACCAAAUAUACAGAGGAGAGUAACUGGACACCAUUUGACUUCCUGUCUCGUUUGGUAAAGGAGUGGGAGGGGGCAGGAGAGCUUCCUGAAAACAGUGCUAAGAAAACAAGACAAGUCAUCAUUCGACCUGGUGCAGUGUUAGGGCGUGAUGGUGGUGCUAUGAAACAGAUGAUGAUCCCCUUCUGGCUUGGCCUCGGUGGGACUCUUGGCUCAGGCCGACAGCCCUUCCCUUGGAUUCACGUCUCAGACCUGGCUGGAAUCAUUGCCCAUGCCCUUGAGCCCCAUACAGAACCACCAUCCACAGAGCCAGAUGUACUCAAUGGAGUUGCGCCUGCACUAAAUACAAAUUUUGAAUUCACUAAGGAGUUAGGCAGGACCCUGAAAAGGCCUACUAUCUUCCCUGUGCCUGGCUUUUUCUUGGAUGCCUUCCUGGGUUCUGAGAGAGCUGUUAUCCUCACACAAGGCCAGAAAGUGGUGCCCAAGAGAACUCUAGAGUCAGGCUUUGAGUUUAAAUUCCCAGAUCUUACUUCUGCUUUAAAGGAAAUUGUUGGACAAUAGUGAUCAGUUGAAACACAAUCUCCUUGUAAUAAAGAAGAGAAGAUACCUUGAGAGAUUUGAGAAAAUCUGUCUGUGUUCUAAAUGAGUUCUGUAUUAAAAGUGUGGAGUUUAACUUUGCUAUCUCUACUGUAAAUAUAUUUCAUUUUUAGAAAAUCAUAGGUUUACCUCUCAUCAUUUUGAAUGGCUAUAUUUGGCUCAUCAAUCUGAUCCAUGACUACUCUACAAAUGGACACAUCUAUACUCAUGAAGCCAAAUUAGAAUAUUUUGCAUUACAUCCUCUUAAAGGAAUAGUUCAGCCAAAAAUUUAAAAUCUUUUACUUACUCUCAUUUAGCUUUUUUUCUGAAAGGAUAUGUUCAGAAGUAAUAUGUUAUUCUCAGCCACCAUUCACUUUCAUUGGAUCUUUUGUUAAGUCAACAUCUCCUUUUGAAUUCCAUGGAAGAAUGUAUUACAGGUUUGGAACAAAAUGAGGGAAGGUUAAUUAUGACAGAAUGUUCCAUUUUUGAACGUUCAAAGCUGUACCUUUAAACACCAUAAUCAGAUCAAAGCUGCCUUUGAAUUAACAGUCAUUAAUCCCUAAUUACAUUUUGUAUUUAAAAAAUAUCACUACAGACAUACUUCAGGAUCUUGGUCUUAGCAGAUGAAGACUUGGACCAGUUGUAUUACUGGUCUAUUGGGCCAUUUAAUUAUGCUUUUGUGCAAGCAUUUUUUUGUGGUUUGCAUGUUUUAAAUAUUUUAUGUAAUUUAAGU